Messenger RNA from Haliotis rufescens (red abalone), 1992 nucleotides. RefSeq names its product amino acid transporter AVT3B-like. The transcript is spliced from 18 exons. Lineage: Eukaryota; Metazoa; Mollusca; Gastropoda; Lepetellida; Haliotidae. Gene Ontology annotation, molecular function: amino acid transmembrane transporter activity. Gene Ontology annotation, cellular component: vacuolar membrane. Bases 88 to 1647 code for a protein of 519 amino acids. Gene Ontology annotation, biological process: amino acid transmembrane transport. The record is from RefSeq and is a predicted model, not a curated record.
ACCCUUCCACGUUUCCGAUUGACAGGCAUGAAGCCCAUGACAAGUUGACGAACGUAAACUUCUGUUAAAACAACUGAAGUCAACAAAAUGUCUGUGGGGGGAGGAAAUCAACAAGGGGGCUCCACCCACCCUCUCAAGAUCUUCGCCAGCAUAUUCAUAUCUUUCAUUGGAGCAGGAGUUCUAGGGCUCCCAUUUGCUUUCAAAGAGGCAGGAAUCAUUGAAGGUGCCAUCAUCAUGAGCUUUGUUGGAGUUAUCAGUGUCAAGGCUAUGUUGUUGAUCAUUGACUGCAAGUACCAAAUACUGGAAAAACGCAAGUCAAAAAAAGGAUAUGGCAAUUCAUCCAGUGUUGAUGAAGAUGGCCUCACAAGGUCAAAGGCAGAAGUUACAGACCUCCUAAAGGGAGAAGGGGCACUUGUCAUUCGAGUCAAAGAUCCGCCUAUGCUACAAACAUCCGACCUGACAUACGGAGAUGUAGGAUAUGAAGCUUUGGGUCACACAGGAAGAUUCCUGGUGGACCUGGCCAUUGUGGUGUCUCAGACAGGAUUCUGUUGUGCCUACCUCAUCUUCAUAUCAGAAAACCUCUCCGACUACUUCAAGGGAAUGAGGAUAGGUCACUGGCUGCUGAUACUGUUGCCGCCCCUAUGCCUGCUCACCUUGCUGCGUCAUCUCUCCAGCCUCUCCAUAUCUAGCUUGAUGGCACAGUGCUCUAAUCUAAUGGCGUUUGCAGUAGUGUUCUGGUUUGACUUUGAACAUCUCAACAAUAUUGAAUACUGUAAUGAGGCUGGGCAUAUGGUUCCAUCUCAUAAAUGUCUUGAUGAGGUCUUCAGGAUUCACCCGAAGAAUAUGUCAGUUCGGGGAUUCCCAUUUUUCCUCGCCAUAGCAAUCUACUGUUACGAGGGUGCUGGCAUGAUUCUAUCCCUGGAGUCGUCAUUAGCAGUUGAAGUCCGGCAUAAAUUUAGAAAAUUUUUUAUAACAACGAUGUGUAUUGUAACCACACUAUAUAUAUCAUUUGGAGCGUGUGGGUAUUUGUCAUUUGGACCAGAGACGAAUCAGAUAAUAACUCUGAAUUUACCUAAAGGUCAAUCUAUAGACUUCAGUAUGAUAGUCAAGUCCUUCCUCUGUAUAGCCUUGUACUGUACAUAUCCUGUGAUGAUGUUUCCGGUGAUGAAGAUCUUAGAGCGAUACACAAUCACAGAUGCAGAUAAGAACUAUUUGAAAGGGAACAUCCUGCGGGCAUGUAUGGUACUGUGUACGGGUGUUGUGGUCUUGAUGAUUCCCAACUUCGCUAACCUGAUGGCGCUGGUGGGCGCGAGCUGCUGUACCCUCCUGGCCUUCAUCCUCCCCGGCAUCUUCCACCUCAGGAUAUUCAGCCAAUCUCUGUCAUUGUCUCAGAAAGUGACGGACUGGUCACUCAUUGCAAUUGGCGUCAUCGGGACUUUAAUUGGGACCAUUGAUGCUAUAAAUAGAUUGUAUAGCAAUGAAAGUACCGAGAGGCCAGCCCUGACAAUAUCAACACUGACAACAACAGUGGCCAACGCAACAUCAUCAGUCUUGUCCACCACCACCACCACCACAAUAUCGAGUACAACAUUGUCAAGUGUUGUCAACAAUGUAACCAAAGCAUUAAAAAACCCUGGCCUUCAUUAACAUAUAGUGCCAGUGAUUGUGUAAAGUGUGCUUGUUUUAUGCAUCUGUAUCUCAUACUGCCAAUAGUCAUUGUAUAAUGCACCAUGUGGGUUGGGUCUGGGCUACACAUGGACACAUAGUAAAACAUAGUGGAGUGGCAGUAUACCCGUAGUGUGUGGGCAAGUAGACCAGCCCGGCAUAUAAAAUGUACAUCAUGCUCUCAGACGAGGUGUAUGAAUGUUUGUUUGUUUGUUGUUUAACGUCGCACUCAGGAAUAUUCCAGCUAUUUGAGGAUGGCCUGUAUAUACCAGUAAUUUAAUCUGGACCAGACAAUCCUGCAAUGAGUCACACUGUCAGGGUACAAUG